UGCCUGGCGGGUUUCGGAGACUGUUGUUCGCGAUGUCGGGCCGCGGCAAGGGCGGGAAGGGCCUGGGCAAGGGCGGCGCCAAGCGCCACCGCAAGGUGCUGCGCGACAACAUCCAGGGCAUCACCAAGCCCGCCAUCCGGCGGCUGGCCCGGCGCGGCGGCGUCAAGCGCAUCUCCGGCCUCAUCUACGAGGAGACCCGCGGGGUGCUCAAGGUGUUCCUGGAGAACGUGAUCCGGGACGCCGUCACCUACACGGAGCACGCCAAGCGCAAGACGGUCACGGCCAUGGACGUGGUCUACGCGCUCAAGCGCCAGGGCCGCACCCUCUACGGCUUCGGGGGCUGAGCGUUCCCAUCUCCCCCCCCCGGAACACCGCGAUUCUCAACCAAAGGCCCUUUUCAGGGCCACCUAUCAAGUCGCCAAAGAGUUGCUCACUUUUUUGUAGGUUUCGUUUUAUUCUGGCGUUGGUGUUGGUACUGUUCCUAAUUUGCAAAUUACAUUGUUUUUGUUGACUUGUUCUUACGUUGUUUUAGUCAACGGCCCCCACAUCUUCAAAUUUGAUGCUUUAUGCUCAUCAGUUUGGUGAGAAGGGGGUAUGGGGAAGAUGGCAUGUUUGUUUCUCUCAACUGCGUUCCAUCCAGUACUUUUAAAGAUUCAGAGAAAUUUUAAUGUACUUGGGACAAAUGUCAUUAUAAGGGUUUAUAUUUUGACAAGUGUCUGGGCUUAUUGUCUCAAUCUUAGACUUAAUAGGUCACUUCUUUUCAGUUAAAGGGCGGGCCCUAUUGUCUGCAUGCAGCACAUCCUUACUGAUCUGUCCUUUCAAACCCAGGCCUUCAGGAUUCAAAUCCCUCCUUUAUGCAUCAGCAGUGAGAAAUUAAGGUAGCAGUCCUCAAGUGAGUUACCCCUUUCUUGUUCUUCGGUACUGUAAACAUGGCAGAGACCGCCCGCUUAGUACUUUGGGGUCAUCCUAAUGUGUCAUCCUAAUGUGUUUGGUUUUGUGAAGCAUCUUAGGAGUUCAUUGUGGUGUAGACUGGCCUUUUUUCCAUAAAAAUUUGUUCACUUGAACAUAAUAAAGGCAUAGCUGGGCAGAUGGCUUUCUACCCUUAGGCAACAUGUCCUGGCUUUAUCGGGCAGCAGAGGUAAGAAUGAGCCUAAGAUCUCCAAGAAAAGUCAGCAGAAGUCACUCCCAGGUCUGGGCUUUAAAACCUUCUUCACUUUUCACACCAAUUAAGAAGGUGAUCUUGUUUGAUCUAGCAGACAUCAGGUCUUAGGGGACAGCAAAACGAUGACUUGAAGGAAAAAGAGUCCUGGAUUGAUCAGGAGGAGGAGAGUUGCCCCCUCAGAGCUGGAUUAAUCAUAGUGGAUCUGUCCUGUGUGACAGGAAUAACUGUCUUAAAGUUAAAGCUUGAAAGUCCAAACUGACUCAAUCUCACAUGAUUUGGAGGUAAAUAAAAACAGUGAGAGAUUUAUUUUCAGCCUGAUUCAGGAAGAAGUCCGUGAGUUUUUCUACAGGCCCAUCGAACUUGUCUUCCAUCACCAGUCUUGGUAAAUAUACUAACAAGUUCUAAGUAUGUAAUAGUCUAUGUCAUUGAGCAAAUCAUAGAUUAAGUUUACAAGUUCCCAAUAUCCCCUUAGAGAUAAAUAAAGAAACUGGAAACCUUGUACAGAGGGAUGCUUAGUCUUUGUGUUUGUGUUGUCUUUGUUCAGGUCACUUGGCCUCUCUGUGUCUCUGUUUUCUCGUCUGUAAAAUGGGGAUAACAGUAGUAUCUACCUCAUGGGUUUGGGGUGAAUAAAAUCAAAGCAUUUUGUCCAGUGCGUGGCACAUGGUAAACUCUCUAUG
This is a messenger RNA of Mirounga angustirostris (Northern elephant seal), 1839 nucleotides long. RefSeq names its product histone H4. Bases 33 to 344 code for a protein of 103 amino acids. Gene Ontology annotation, molecular function: protein heterodimerization activity; DNA binding; structural constituent of chromatin. Gene Ontology annotation, biological process: nucleosome assembly. Gene Ontology annotation, cellular component: nucleosome. The record is from RefSeq and is a predicted model, not a curated record. NCBI's taxonomy places the organism in Eukaryota, Metazoa, Chordata, Mammalia, Carnivora, Phocidae. The transcript has 2 exons.